AUGCCCGUCUACGACGCGCCUGCUGACGAUGAUGACGAUGAUAACGAUGGAGGCGGUCGUGGGGGCGGCGGUGGCACUGGCGGUAGACCGCGACAGAGCUACAACUUCGCACCCGGCUACCAUGGUCUCGUGUACCGUGCUGCCGUGCCGGACUGGGGCGCUGGGGCGCGAGCGCAGCAUGAGGAGAAGGGCGAGGCGGAUGCUGAGGCGGAGGCGGAGGAGGAGGAUGCAGCUACCACUACCGCCGGCGAGAAAGCUUCGGGCUCGACACAAGGUGAGGAGGACCCAACAUCGGCAGAAGGCGAGUAUGUUCACGAUAAUGGUACAGAUGCGCCGCACUACAAGCUGCAGAGCAUGAAAUGGGGCCUGAUCCCCUUCUGGACGAAGCGCAACCCGGACUACGGCUCCAUGAUGAAGACGAUCAACUGCCGCGAUGACUCGCUCGCGCAGACCAAAGGCAUGUGGAGCUCGAUGAAGGCGCGCAAGCGCUGCAUCGUCGUCGCGCAGGGCUUCUACGAGUGGCUAAAGAAGGACGGCGCGCGCGAGAAGGACAAGAUUCCGCAUUUCGUGAGGCGCAGGGACGGGAAGUUGAUGUGCCUUGCGGGGCUCUGGGACGUGGUGCGGUAUGAGAACGACGACCAGAAGCUGUAUACCUACACCAUCAUCACGACGGACUCGAACAAGCAGCUCAACUUCCUGCACGAUCGCAUGCCCGUCAUCCUCGACAACGGAUCCGAGGCGCUGCGCACUUGGCUGGACCCCAAGCGCCACGAGUGGUCGAGGGAGCUGCAGUCGUUGCUGAAGCCGUUCGAGGGCGAGCUGGAGGUUUAUCCAGUGAGUAAGGAUGUGGGCAAGGUCGGCAACAACUCGCCGUCCUUCAUCAUCCCCGUCGAUAGCAAGGAGAACAAGUCAAAUAUCGCCAAUUUCUUCGCCAAAGGCGCGGCGGCCAAGAAGGGGGCGAAGAGAGAGGAGCCUGUCAAGAAGGAACAACAGCCCAAGGUCGAGGUCAAGAAUGAAGAGGGAUUUACGACCGCGGAAGACUCGAUCCAGACCAAAAAAGAAGAUUCGAAAGUGAGCAUGAAGAAGGAGAGUAAAGGCGUAACUGUAGGCAUCAAGCGAGAAGCGGACGACGAGCCGACUGGUCUGGAGCCGCCGAAGAAAGUACCUGCUACAGUGAAAUCGCCCUCGCCGCAGAAGGGCGGCAGACCGAAGAUCAGUGCUACUAGUAAUGGCACCAAGAGUCCGGCGAAGGCGAAGGAGCCAGGCACGCAGGAGAUCACGAAGUUCUUUGCGAACAGCUCCUGA
Molecule: messenger RNA, 1305 nt
Organism: Anthostomella pinea
Lineage: Eukaryota; Fungi; Ascomycota; Sordariomycetes; Xylariales; Xylariaceae
Source: the annotation of a GenBank genome assembly